Messenger RNA from Sinocyclocheilus grahami, 1653 nucleotides. It is a transcript of the gene cd36, whose product is annotated as CD36 molecule (CD36 blood group). Gene Ontology annotation, molecular function: scavenger receptor activity; low-density lipoprotein particle receptor activity; low-density lipoprotein particle binding. Gene Ontology annotation, biological process: low-density lipoprotein particle clearance; amyloid-beta clearance by cellular catabolic process; receptor-mediated endocytosis. NCBI's taxonomy places the organism in Eukaryota, Metazoa, Chordata, Actinopteri, Cypriniformes, Cyprinidae. Gene Ontology annotation, cellular component: cell surface; cytoplasm; caveola. The transcript has 12 exons. The coding region runs from base 106 to 1515 and encodes 469 amino acids. The record is from RefSeq and is a predicted model, not a curated record.
CUCUGCAACCUUCGAUCGCUGGAACUUACAUAAUUCCCAGGAAGACCUCAUGCGCGCAGCUGACGCGGCGCCGGUCAGUGUUGGUCCAGGCUGCUGCUCGCCAUCAUGACCUGCUGUGAUCUGAAAUGCGGGCUCAUCACAGGGACCGUGCUGGGAGCCCUGAUCGCCGUGCUGGGCGGGAUUCUCAUCCCUGUGGGCAACAUGUUCAUUGAAAACACCGUGCAUAAUGAAACCGUGUUGGAAAACGGAACUUUAGCAUUUGACACCUGGACGUCGGUAGACAUUGCAAUAUACAGGCAGUUUUGGCUGUUUGACGUGCAGAACCCUGAUGAUGUUGUAGCUCAAGGGGCCAAACCUGUGCUGGUGCAGAAAGGACCAUACACGUACAGGACGCGUUUUAUCCCCAAAAAAAAUAUCACCUUCAAUGAUAACUACACUGUGUCCUUUGUGCUGCCGGCGGGAGCCAUCUUUGAGCCUAGCAUGUCAGUAGGCACAGAGGAGGACAUAUUCACAUCGCUCAAUCUAGCUGUAGCAGGUGUUUACGGUUUACUCGGUCAUAAACUUGCAAACUGGCUCAUCCAACGCUCCAAUUCCACACUCUUCCAGAACAGGACUGUUAAGGAAUUGUUGUGGGGCUACAAAGACCCAAUGCUGGGCAGCAUACUUGGAGUUUUUUAUCCAUACAAUGACACCAUGGAUGGACCAUACACUGUAUUCACAGGCAAAGAUGACAUCAAUAAGGUAGCCACGAUUGAACGCUGGCAGGGUGAAACAUCACUGAGUUACUGGAAUGACUCUUAUUGCAACAAGAUAAACGGAACAGAUGGUUCCUCCUUCCACCCGUUCCUGGACAAGAAAGAACCCCUGUACUUCUUCUCUUCUGAUAUCUGCAGGUCAAUAUCUGCUAAGUUUGAUAGAACUGUUGACCUGAAGGGAAUCUCUGUGUAUCGGUACUUGUUGCCCCCUGAAGCUCUGGCCUCUCCAGUGGAGAACCCAGAUAACCAGUGCUACUGUACAGACCCUGUGCUCACCAAAAACUGCACGACGGCAGGACUUCUUGACCUCACUGCCUGUAGAGGAGCCCCAGUAUUCCUCUCUCUACCCCACUUUCUCUAUGGCAGCAAUGAUCUCCACCAAGGUGUGAUCGGACUGAACCCGAACUUCGAUGAGCACUCCAUAUUUCUGGAUGUAGAACCGAUUACAGGUUUCACUCUGAGAUUUGCAAAAAGGCUUCAGCUCAACAUGUUGUACGGCCCAUCGGAUAGUAUUAUAAUUUUGAACAAAAUCAAGGACUACACAAUUUUCCCUAUUUUGUGGGUGAACGAGACGGCAGUUCUGGACGAUGAGACGGCCGACAUGUUCAAGAAAGAGCUGAUUGCUCGGAUGGAGUUGUUGGAGGGGUUUCAGAUCGGACUCAUAGUGGUUGGCUUAAUCUUAUUUGCCAGCUGUUUGAUCGGAUUGAUUGUGGUGUGCACGAAACCGAACAAUAACAAACUUUCUUUGGUGGUUAAAUAAAGGGAGGGAUGCUUGGUGCUUUGCGUGUUUGAUUUUUUGAUAUCGCAUUUUGUCGGAAUUGUAUAUUGUAAUUGUUAUUUGCGCUCAGAGUGCCGCAAUUCUAUUUAUAUAAUUUAUAAACUCUGCAUUUUUGUGGAG